Naegleria gruberi is the source of this 1680-nucleotide messenger RNA. RefSeq lists its product as uncharacterized. Lineage: Eukaryota; Heterolobosea; Eutetramitea; Acrasida; Naegleriidae. The transcript has a single exon. The coding region runs from base 1 to 1680 and encodes 559 amino acids. The record is from RefSeq and is a predicted model, not a curated record.
AUGAUUCAACAUCUCGAUCAAGACUUGUUCAGUUAUUUGGUUUCCUUUCUUCCGAGAAGUGAUCGUGCCAUUCUGGUGGAGAAUUUAAAACACCUGAAUCGAUACUUUUUCAAAUUAUUCGAUCCAUCUUCAUCAAACAAGAACUCUGAAUUAAAUUCUUCAACUGUUUUGAGAGAAGAAGAAUUUGAUGAUUGUUUGCAUUCGGAGAGUUUGAUGAAAAUAUUUGAUAAUUUGUACAUUCCAACAAUUCAUGUGAAAGCGAAUGUUGUUCAAGGUGGAGGAGAGUUAAUGGAGGAAAUGAUUGGGAUUUUGAAAAGAUCGGAAGGAGUGGAAUGUUUAUUAGGCUCCGAUAAGGAAUUUCUUGUGGAAUUGGAAUUUCCUGAUGAGAAGAUGAUGCAUGGGAAUGGAAGAUAUUCAAAUAUUUGGGAAUUAUUGGAAAGAUCAUGUAAAUAUUGGGUUGAUGCAAGAGUUUCCUUGAUUAAAUUAUUUACAGAGUGGAAAUAUUCGAAAAAGAGUUUAAAUUCAGAAACUCUGAGCGAAUAUUCGAAUAGAAAUGGUUUGAUAUUGAAUGUUUGUCGAUUAGUGAACAAGUUUCGAAUUCAUUUAAUACUGGAUAAUGAUACAUAUUCUAACCAUGAUAUAUGGAAAUAUUCAGAAACGGUCGGCUUUCAAAAAGGAUAUUUUCGCGUUUCAGAUAACUCAAUUCCAGAUAUGGCCAUCUCAAUUCUUGCAAACAUGAUGAGCCAGUUAAUUUUACCCAAGAUGGACACUUUUUGUAACUUGCCACUCGAGGGAUUAUAUUCUGAAAUGGAAAUGAAAUAUAUUCGAGCUACCAUGAGACUCAAUCAAUGGAAUUUGCUCUACAAAUUUCUAAAUAUUCAGCAGAAUAUCAUUUGUAGACAUAUGAGCAAGGUGUUCCACUCAAACAGCUUGACCAUUGUCAAACAAACUACUAAGAGUGAAUUGUAUCAUAAGAAUGCUGAGGAUAUCAUUUAUAUUUUCUCACUCAUUCCAAUGGAUUUAUUGCAAACUGUUCAUAGAAUUCGACUCGUCAAGAUCUUUCUAGAAAAUUUCUACUCGAGUGAGUUGAAUAUUUCAGAUGAAUAUAGAGAAAAGUACAUUCAGAAAUUCCCUGAUGAUGCCAUGCAUUCAAAUGGUAUUCAUAUAUUCGAUUCCAGUUCAUCCUCUCCACUAGUUUCCAAUCAGAAAAUUCAAUUCACAUUCGAAACUGUUCAAUUCUUUAAAAAGUGUUUUGCUACCAUUCGACAAAAUUGUUUCUACAUGCCCAAAUAUCCAAGCCUCUCCCUAAAAGCAAUUUGUCACGAAAUUAGUGAUGAUUUAAUUUACACUGAAGAUACCACAAUUGGAAAAAUUGACAGAAUUUGUGUGGAAAAUUGUAUUAGAGGAGUGACAGCUCCAAUAUUCUUCAUUCCAUGUGUUACUUAUUGGAGUAUGGUAGGAUUGACUUGUUCAUGUAUUAAUCCCUAUCUCUAUAAGGAUGGAAAGAGUACAAUCAUGUCAUGUUUGGAUUAUGACAUUUUUAAUUAUGUAUUUUGGUCAACUGGUUGUUACCCUUAUUCAAUCUGUACUUGUUGUCUUCCUUUGGAAUAUGCAGAAGUGGAACAGAGAAGAAUUGACGAUAACAAGUUCAGACAUCAUACUACUUGCAAUAUUUUGUAA